Molecule: messenger RNA, 1095 nt
Organism: Onthophagus taurus
Lineage: Eukaryota; Metazoa; Arthropoda; Insecta; Coleoptera; Scarabaeidae
Molecular function (GO): calcium ion binding
Source: RefSeq, a predicted model, not a curated record
AUGGCUUUAAACCACAUAAUAACCUGUUUUAAUUCAUUCGACAAAGAUCAAGACGGUGGAAUAAAUCUUGAGGAAUUUCGUUUAAUAUGUCAAGGAUUGUUUAGGAACGAUAGAGGAAUAUUUUACACCGUAGCUCCAGAAAAAUUAAAAAUAAUGCUUGGAAUAUUCGACAAGAACUUAACAGGCGCCCUAGAAUUUGAAGAAUUUAUGUUUUGCUGGUACAAUUGGUUUAAAUACAUCAUUCAUCCUCGAUCCGUUUGCAUCGUUGUUAAUAUGCAAAACGAUUAUUUAAAUGGAGUUAUGGCAUUGGCGGCAACUGGUUUUGCUGAAGCUGCAGCUGCUGCAGCUGCUGCAAAUCCUGGCCAAGGUGAAACCGAAGAAGUAGUGAAACAAGAUCAAAAACCGGUUAAUAUAAUUGAUACCAUUAAUCAAAUUAUAGGUUGUGACUUUGAACAUAUAUAUUACGUGAUGGAUCAUCAUCCUUCAAAUCAUAUAUCUUUUAUCGACAAUUUAAGUCUUAGGCCUUUACAUCCGGCGAGCAAAGUUUCAGAAGAAGAUGCAAAAUUAUACGACACCGUGGUAUUUGCACUUCCAGCUCCUUACACACAAAAAUUAUGGCCGAAACACUGUGUAGAAAACUCAUGGGGUUCCGAAUUAGAUAUGGAUUUACGAAUAUCUUCCAAGGGUACGAGAAUUUAUACCGGAACAAAUGCGGAACUUGAUCAACAUUCCGCAUUUCGAGAUAGCACCAUGCCAGUUGACGGAAGCUUUCAUCAGGAAUUGUCCGGCAGAAACAUAACAGAUGUUUACGUUGUUGGAGCCUCUUUAGACAUGUGUGUACGGGCAACUUGUUUGGACUCGCUGUCUUUGGGUUAUCGAACCGUUAUGGUUGAGGAUUGUUGCAAAGUUAUGAACCCGUUAGCUGUUGAAAAAGCAAAACAAGAUGUCAUUAAUAAAAAUGGUGUAAUUGCUCAAUCGGCGGAUGUAAAAAAUAUGACAGAAGGGAAGGAUAGACGCCCUGAAAUGGGUUAUGUCCUCGCUAUUAGAUUAAGAGAUUAUUUUAAAAAUAGAGAAACUAAAACUGAACCUGCUUAA